AUGACGCGUGAAGGAGCGUCAUCAUCAGCGCAUCAUCGUCAUCGUUCUUCUCUUCCUGGUGGAUUUCUCGGAUUAAAAAAUCUGAUGAAUUCUUCCUCGGGGGGAGUUGCACUCAAAUUCGUAACGAACACUUUUAAAAACAACAACAACAACAACGAAGAAGAAGAAGACGACGAGAAGAAGAGGAAGAAGAGGACAAAAAAGAAUGGGUGUGAAUUUUAUACCGACGACAACGACAGGGAUGAAAGAAAGAAGGAGAGAGAAAGAAGGACGAGGAAACCGAUGCGAUCGAUCUUAACGGCGUCCAUCUCUUCAAAAAGUACUUCUGCGAAUGCUCAUUUUAAGAAGACAACAACGAAUAGUACUAAUAAUUCGGAGACGACGACGACGACGGCUGGUGACGAUAACGAUGAUGAUAACGAUGAUGAAAAUCUCCCGGAUCCGAAUUCGUACGGAUUCAAAGCGUUACAAAGACGGUUCAACGAUUUAUCCGCGAACAAAGUUGAAAUUACCGGCGAGGAUAUCCGCGUCGCGUUGGAGAAGUUGAAGUUUCCAGCCUCGCGAGACUCUGUCUUGUCGUUUAUGAACAAAAUAACGAAGAAGCGAAAGGAACAUUUCGAAGACUGCCCGACGCUCACGUUUCGCGAGUUUCAAGUCUACGCGGUAAAACGAGAACGAGAACUGUUGAAAACAUUUCGGCAGUUUGAUAAGCAGAAUUUGGGGUACUUGACGCCGUGGCAGUUGAAGCGAGUGCUCUUCGCGCUCGGGCGAUGGACGGCGACGAACAAAGAGGUGGAUUCAAUGGUAGAACGCAUAAAACGAGGUGAAGGGGCGUUUAGUAAAGGAAAAGGUUUGUUUUCUCCGAAAUCGUUACCGAAAAGUUCAGAUGGGAAAGGCGGAUUUGUUUCCAUGGGUAAAGCGAUCGAUUUUGCCGAGUUUCGAGACUUUCUGUUGCUCUCUUCGGCGGCGGAUUUGGGAGACGUCGUCGAGGUGUGGGGACGAAGCAUGACAGAUUUGAAUCACUCGUUCGUGACCGUUCCAAAAGGUGCGUCUGAAAACGAAAAGAGGAAAGCGCAAGCGAAAGCGGUGUCUUUGCAUUUGCUCGUCGGGGCGAUUUCCGGCGGCGUAUCGCGGACCGUCGUCGCUCCGUUGGAACGCGUAAAGAUUGAAUACAUGCUCGAUUCUUCGAAAAUUGCCGCUGAUGGUGGCGUUCUGGGUUCCUUAAAGCGCAUCAUCAGAACAGAAGGUGCACCCGCUCUCUUUCGCGGUAACUCUUUGAACGUUUUGAGGAUCGCGCCGACCAAAGCGGUUGAGUUUUUUGUCUACGACACGUACAAAGCGAGACGGUUGAAAAUGAAACAAAAAGAUCAAAUCGAGAACGAGAAAGAAAAUAAUAAUAACACGAACAACAAAACCGCUGCGGGGGAUUUGAGCGGAGGUGAACGCAUGAUCGGUGGAUCCGUCGCGUCCAUGUGUGGAACUGCUCUGACGCAUCCAAUCGAUACGCUUCGUUCGCGCGUCUCCGGGACCGGCAUGCGCCUCGAAGUCGCUUGGUCGGAACUCAUCAAAAACGAAGGCCCGAAAGCGUUGUGGAAAGGUUUAGGCGCGAACAUGAUUCGAGUUGCUCCUUACGGCGCCAUCAACUUCUUCGUGUACGAUUAUUGCAAGCAACAAUACAAAAAGUUUCGCGUGCGUUUCCUCAACGAAGACGAAUCGACGCUAUCGCAGUCCUCAAAUCCUUUACCGACGUUGUGUUUCGGCGCGCUCGCGGGAGCCGCCGCGCAGACCGGCGUCUACCCGAUCGAGCUCGUACAGCGUCGAAUGCAAGUUCAAGGCAUGAAAACGCUCGCCCAUGGUGCAAAAAAUGCCACGCAGUACAAAAACGUCGUUCAAGGCAUGGUGCACAUCGCGCGAGCCGAAGGUAUUCCCGCGCUUUACGCCGGUUUGAUUCCAAACUAUACGAAAAUUUUCCCCUCCGCGGCGGUUUCGUUUUACGUGUACGAACUUUUGAAAGAACUGUGGGGUUUGCAGUAA
Molecule: messenger RNA, 2034 nt
Organism: Bathycoccus prasinos
Lineage: Eukaryota; Viridiplantae; Chlorophyta; Mamiellophyceae; Mamiellales; Bathycoccaceae
Exons: 1
Coding region: 1-2034 (677 amino acids)
Biological process (GO): transmembrane transport
Source: RefSeq, a predicted model, not a curated record